Molecule: messenger RNA, 17015 nt
Organism: Chilo suppressalis (striped riceborer)
Lineage: Eukaryota; Metazoa; Arthropoda; Insecta; Lepidoptera; Crambidae
Source: the annotation of a GenBank genome assembly
UGUUUCAUUUCAGGCUUUGCAAUGACGUGAUGUCGAAGAGGAAUCACACUUUGAAACCGCGUGUGGUGCUACCUGAGAACUAUGUAAAAGAAAUGCGGCCCCCGGCACGCAAAGGUCAGCCUGUCAUCGUUGAAUUCAGUAUAUACGUCGUGGAUGUCAACUCCAUCAACGUUGAAGACAUGGACUUCAGGGUGGAUAUGUUCAUCAGACAGACCUGGAGGGAGACCAGACUCCAGCUUCCGGAGGACAUAUUCGAGGAAGGCGAUGACCACGUCACUCUCCCUCCAGAGUUCUUUGACAACCUUUGGCACCCAGACCCUUACUUCCUAAACUCUAAAGUCACAGAAAUUGCAGAAUUAACGCACAAGUUCUCAUCCGUCACAUUGUACAGAAACCAAACGGUGCGGUACGCGGCCAGGAUGCACGCGAUCAUCGCCUGCCAAAUGGAAUUUCAACUCUAUCCAAUGGACAUACAGUCGUGCCCUAUCUACAUUGAAAGCUUUUCCUAUAGCAACCAGAAAGUAAGGUUCCGUUGGAGCGAAGCUGGGGUCACAAUCAACCCUGAAUUGAAGUUACUGCAAUACCACAUAGGGGAGCCGCUGCGACUUGAAGAAACUAACGGCUACAUGAUCGACAAAGACGGUAACUACUCCCGUUUAGUAGUCUACUUCAGGUUCGAGAGACAGAUCGGCCACCACCUAAUCCAGACGUUUGCUCCUUCGUCGCUGGUCGUCAUGCUCUCCUGGUUCAGCUUCUGGCUGGACCUGGACGCCAUCCCCGGCAGAGUCACGCUGCUGGUCACCUGCAUGUUGACCCUGGUCACCAUGUUCACAGGCCUUAGGGCUGAUAUUCCACCAGUGGCUUAUGUAAAGGCGCUAGAUUUAUGGAUGGCUGGCUGCAUGAUGUUCGUGUUCGCGGCUUUAGGGGAAUUUGUGGUCGUCAAAGUACUGGACAAACAAUAUCAGAUGAAUAAGAACAAGUCUCAAGAGCUGCCGAGAAUAAUUCCUGUGCGGUUGAAUGGCGAGAAAGGAUCUUGCGGCACGGUCGCAGCUUGGGAGGGCAGCGGCGUUAGAUGCCGCAAGGUGGAUCUGACCUCCCCUACAUCUCCCGCCGCCGCCACCCCGGCGGUACAUCCUGCCCCUUCAGCGCCACACAGCGUGCCUCACCUAGUCGGCGUAGAACGGCGUCAGAGCAUAUUACAGGUAGCUUGGCUAGACGCCGACACCGGUCAAGAACGCGUGCUAUGGAGAGAGAUAGAUAAACUAUCUCGCGUCGUGUUCCCAGCGUUGUUUCUUCUAUUCGUCACCAUGUACUGGCCCGUACUUCUCCUCAAGACGAAAACCUCUUCAUAACGCUUAAUCGACCACGCAUUAUUGCCAUCCCGUCGCUAUUGAAAUAAAUUAGACCCGCGACGCUUCGACAAACGUUUUCCAGGGCGAUAUCGGAUUACCUGUUCGAUUAUAGAGUACUGACUGAGUCUACACAUAUAGUCCGGAAUGUAAUCUGAAAGAAAAUUUUUAGUGUAUCCGGGCGGCUUGCGGAAGCGGUACGGGUUCGAAUCCCGUCUGAUGCCUGAAUUGCAUAGAUUUUCUACUAGUAAGGUUUUUCUUACGAUUAAAAAUCUAGCAUUUAAUAUACCAAAUAUGUAAAAUGAAACUCAAAAAAUAUAUUGCAAUUGAAGUUCAUUUGCAACCAACAAUAAUUAGCGCCAACGUAAAUUGAGUCUGGAUUACCGCGAGUCUACUGUAUUCUAAAAUAAUGGAAAAAUGUUGGUGGUUUUGUAGAAUUACCUAUAAAUUUAAAGUGCUUUACAAUCGUGUUGUUUAUUGUAAAAUCUUUAUCAAGCGUUAAUUUAGUUAUGAGAUUUAUUAAGUUAUUAGUAAUUUAUUUUUUGUAAAAAAUAUGAAAUAGGUAUAACGAUCUGAGCUUAAGAUUGCAUGACAAUUAAAGUAUGACCAUCAUGGGCCGAUUCUGGCAUUAUCUUCUAAACCUAAAAUUAAAAUUGAUAACUGUGCCAUCCUUGUCAUAAUGUAAACAAAAUGAAGAAGAGAGACUGUUUUCAAAUUAAACUGAAACCUUAUUACCACAAAAAAGUUAAGCAUGCGUUCAACAUGAGUUCAAGAAACAGUGUCAUACAAUGCCUAAAUAAGGUUUAAACAGUAUUGCCGAUUCUGGCAUGAUUCUUUAAAUCUAAACUUAAAUUUGACAGCAGUGUUUCCUUAUCACGCUUUAUACAGAAUAAAAAGGAGCAAGGAUAGACUGAAGUUAAAUUUAGUUUGAGGUUAAAGAAUCAUGCUAGAAUCGAGACCAGUAUCUAACUUUUUUGUAGUAAGAUCGUUAGUUUUGAAAAUGAUACCAGAACCAGGCACCAUAUAAUAUACUCUUAAAACUAAGUAAAUACAUAUUUGUAUUCUUAAAUUUGCCAUAUUGUAAUUAUUAGUGACUGAAUUUGAAGUUUGUUUUUCUUUUGUUCAUCUGUACACUUGGAGCUCUACUCUCUUACUCCGAAACGAAAUUUUGGUAACGAACGAAUUUUAAACGAAAUUAUGCCAAUGACUCUACUCAAUUUCAUUUUUUGCACACGCACAUCAUGUUCGGAAUCACAGACAAUUUUCGUGAACGUAUGGAAUGAGUCAUGUUUGUGAGUUCUUUUAUCUCCACUUUUUAGAUUACCUGUUUUACUUGGAAACAAUAUUACUUUACUACAAAAUUUUCGAUGACAUAAAAAGAACUUUCUUUGACAGUGAUUGCCGACUAAUUUGUAGAGUUGAUGCACUUCAAUUGUAUGGCAACCUAAAUUUGUCGUUUAAUACUUUGAAGUAUUGGAAAUAUAAUAAUUAAUUAAAAUUUGGUGUAUUUGUUAAUUUAACAUGCUAAAAAAUGUUCCUCACGCUAAGCAGCCUUGAUUAAAAAACUCUAUCAGUCAAUUUAAGCUUAAUUUUAACAAAAGUCCCAAAACGAAAAUGAAAAGGUAACAAUUUUCAUUUCGUCAAUUUGAGGUUAAAGUUUCGAACAAUUAUAUGUCAAAUUCAACUUUUCGUUUGAAAGUUUUGUGAAUUAGAGUAGGCUUGGAGAAUUUAAUUGUCAAACUAUUUUCGGACGAACGAUUUUUCGAAAUGAAAAGGAAAUAGAGUAGGAAACGUGCGAAACGAUCGAAAUUUAGUUUUUCGUUGAAAUAGAGUAGGCCUCCUGUACUGGAAAAAGUAUUUUAAAGUACGAACCUUGUUACAAAUGAUUCAUUAAAUUUUCUUAGCUAAAAAUUGCAUCAUCGUUAAGCUUUACAAUGAGUCACUAUUUAAGCGAUGAUAGAAUUGUAACCGAUAAAUCGGAAUAGUUAGAACAUACGGAAUUUAAUGCACCAAAUAUAAGUACUAGAGAUAAUAUAAAACGUGUCUGCAAAGUGGAAAUAAUUUUAUAUUAUAACCAUUGUAUGGUGCUGUUGUAGAGAAUUAGUGUUAACCCGGGUCCAUGCGAUAUUGCACUGCACGUAUAAAAAGCUAUAAAAUAACGAAUUUAAAUGCACAAGACGUGUCAUAUUUAUUAAAAAACGGUACGGUGCAGUACCAUGUGAACAGGAAGUCAUAGUAAAACACGUAUAUACAGCAUGUUUCAGGUCAUUGUGUUCAUACUAUCGAAGAAUAGGUAACAAUUUUCAAUAUUAUUUAAACGUGCAUUAAUAAAUAAAAAUAUGGACAUUCAUGUUUUCAUAUUUAUGCCAUUAAUAUCAUAAGCGACAUCCAUAUUUUAUGGUAGAACCAUACUAUAUUGAUGAGACACGUUUUAGGCAUUAAAGAAAACUGAAACAUCCUGUAUUUAUAUAAGUUAAGUGAGGGUGUUUUCACAUGCGUCAUCGUCUCAUUCGUUUCAGCUUUAAGCAUUGUGAUAAUGAUAGGUUAUGGAAUUAAAAAAAAGAGUUAUUGUUAAGAUUAUGCCGAUAAAUAUGAUUACUAAAGAGUUAGAUUAAUAUUUAGCGAGUUUAAGUUAUUAAGUUCCAUGUAGAUACAAAAAUCGUCCAAGGAGCGAGUAAAAAGGUCCUCAGUGUGAGAUGUAGGAAAUAUAGUAGUUACAUAAAUCUAUUCUGCAAAUGAAAUUGAUCAAAAGUUUGUGUUUGUUGUACACAGUGCUGGAAUAAUGGACAAUUUCGAGUCACUCAACCAUAUUAGUCCUGACUAAAUUAAAAUAAAAAAUAGUGUGCACGGUCCACACAUCUGAAGUGAAACUUCUUUUCACUUAAUAACCUAAUAUUAGGCGGCGCUCGUAGCGUUUCAGCCUUCGCCGAGUUACCCUCCAACUUUCAUGCUCGUCGGAAAGAGCUGCAAAUUCAUCCACACACACACACACACACACACACAUAUAUAUAUAUAUAUAUAUAUAUAUAUAUAUACAUAUACAUAUGUGACGCUCGUGUAGCAUUUCUCUUUUAAUCUUUUCCAAAGGAUUUUUCCAUUUAUACCCCGUUGGAAAAGAAGUGUCACUUUAAUAAUCGUAUACAAUAUUUUAAAUACGUACAUAUUAAUUACUCCAUCCAACAAAAGCUUUUGAAAAUAAACAAAAAAAAGAUUUGAAACGAAAUAAAUAUUCAAAACUAUUAAAAAUUGGAACCGUCCCUUUGAACUCAUAUUAUUUUGGUCGUUACCACAUUUUAUUUUAUUUUAUUUAUCACAAGGAAAUCACGCACACAUUUUUAUGUAUGUACGUACUUUAAGAUAACUUUAAAAUGAUGACCUCUUUAAUACUUUAUUUUGAUAGCGUUACUUAUUCAUAUCAUUAUUUCAAUGACAAAAUUUAAUUGUUGAUUAGUAUGCUUGAAUCAUGUCGGAGAAAGUUGUUCAGUACAAAAUAUAAUUUUUCCAAAGUAUUUUGUCUUUUUUUCAUUACGUUCUCAUUAUUCUGGACGAAAAGCUUACAUGAUAUUGGUCUUUGAUGUUAUGAAAUUAAAAAAACAGCUCUUUUGUGAUUAGCACACUAGCUUUUAUUUUAGUUUUAAUACAACGUGCAGACAUACAAUUAAUGGAGUAGAACGAAAGUGAAAAAAAAAAACUUAUACCAACAUUAACAUAUUCCUUCUUUGCAUUGCAGCCAACUUAAAUAUUAUGGAUAAACAUUGCCAUUUUAAUAACACCCCUUCUGAAUGUUUAUGCAUUUUAAACAAAUUUAUCUUAAAUCUAACAUAUGACUAUAAUUAUUAUUAACUAUGAUUUAUAAACAUUAGCAGUUAAACAUCUCUACCUUUUAGCUUACAAUUUGACAUUGCAUUGUGUUAAAAAACUUAAUUAAUAAGUCCUUACUUAAUGACUUUGUUAGCAUGUCUGCCAAUUGUUCACAGGUACUUAUGUACUGAAUAUCAAUUUUAUUUAGAUUUUUAAUUAAAUCUUUAAUGAAGUGAUAUCUGAUAUCAACAUAUUUAAGACGUUUGACUGAGUCUGUACAUGCAUUCAAAAUAGCUGACUGAUUGUUACAAUACAACUUAAUUGGGCUAUCAUUUUGAACAUCCAAGUCAUGUAGCAAAUUAAUAAGCCAGCACGCUUCAAUUGCUGCCAUACUCAUAGAAACAUAUUUAGCUUCAGUGGAAGAUAAGCUUACAGAAGAUUGCUUCUUUGAAAACCACAUAAUCAAACAGUUUGCGAAAGUGAACAAAUAGCCAGAUGAGGACUUUCUGUCCCCCUGAUCACCUCCCCAAUCUGCAUCACAGUAGCCUUGCAAUGCACUAUCAUUACACUUAUAAACUAUUUUAUAAUCUAAGGUAUGCUUCACAUAGCGCAAUACUCUCUUAAGUGCACUAAGUAAUGCACUAUUGGCACAUUUCUGAUAUCUACUUAGCAAAGAAACUGCAAAACACAGGUCAGGCCUAGUACCUGAGACAGCAUACAUAAGACAGCCAAUAAUUUGCCUACAGAUUCCUUCAAUAUCUUUAUCACACUUAGUAUUUAUAUCAAAUAGUUUAGUAUUAAAGUUCAUAUGCAAGGGUGUCAACAUAGGUUUGCAAUUUUCUAUAUUAAAUCUUUUUAAUAUAUUUUCUAAGUAAUUUCUUUGUGAUAAUGUAGUUACACCAUUUUUUAAGUUUUGUUUCACAUUUAUUCCUAAAAAAUCUGAAAUUAAACCUAAAUCUUUCAUUUUAAAUUCUUUGUUUAAUAUUGUUUUUAGGUUAGUGACCUUAUUUUCAUUAGUUCCAAAAAUUAGCAAGUCAUCGACAUAAAUUAACACAAAUCUUUUAUCUUUACCACUAUACUUUUUAUACAAGCAUGGAUCACGUUUAGAACUUAUAAAGCCUUCUUGUGUUAAUAGCGAAUUAACUUUAAUAUUCCAGGAUUUAGGCGAACUUUUCAACCCAUACAAUGACUUAUUUAAUUUUACAAUAUUAUUAUCUCCUGAGUAAGCCCCUUCUGGUAAACUUACUUAUACAUUUUCUUUAAUCUCACCAUAUAGAAAAGCCCCUGUGACAUCCAUUUGGUAUAUAGGUAAGUUAUAUUUCGUUGCAAUUAUUACAAAUAACCUAAAAGUUGUUAGCUUAGCAACUGGGGCAUAAAUGUUACUUAAGUUGAUUAUAUCUUGUUGUUCGAACCCCCUAGCAACAAGCCUAGCCUUAUACUCUUUGACAUUAUUUACAUUUUUUAUCUUAAAAACCCAUUUGCUACUUAUUGGCUAUGUACUUACAGGUAAUUCACAAACUUCCUAUCUGUUAUUGUCACUCAGUGUCUUAAGUUCCCUAUCGAUAGCUGCUCUCCACUUACUGGCAUCGCUCCGGCUCAUGGCAUCACCAUAUGUGAUGGGAUCACACACACUUUGGUCCAGGUGCACCCUAUUACACUUGUAAAACACUGUUUGUUUACGUUCACGCUGACACCUUUCCCUUUUAAUGGGUGAGUCAAUCUCUUCCAAUAGGUUUUCUUCUUCACUGCAUGGCAAGUAUUCACUGUCAUAUUCCGAGUUAUCUUCUAGGAUGAGCCAAUCUUUUCCAAUAGGUUUUCUUCUUCACUGCAUGGCAAGUAUUCACUGUCAUAUUCCAAGUUAUCUUCUAGGAUGCUACUUAUUUGGGUUGCCUCUAUCUCGUUGUGGUCGGAGGUUGUUGUUAUCUCAUCAAUAUCUGUAUUGGAACUAUUCUCUUGCACUGUCUCCUCUUCAAGGUUUAGGGACACUACAUUUUGCUCUUCACCUUCCUUCACUUGAUGUUUUUCCUUCUCUUCUUGCUUUACGAAUACAAUGUCCCUUUUUGUUUCCACCUCAUUUUUCUCAGGAUAGUAAAUACGGUAACCUUUCACAUCCUCUUCAUAUCCGACCAUCAAUCCCUUUUCUCUUUUUGGAUCUCACUUCAGUCUCUUUUCCUUUGGAAUGUGUACAUAUACUUCUGUACCAAAGGUUUUUAAUUCAUGAAUAUUGUAUGUUUUCCCAGUCCAUACCUCAAAUGGAGAUCGCCCAUCCUCAAGGCUCUUACCAGUCCUGUUCAACACGAACACUGCUGUAUUUAUGGCUUCGGCCCAUAAUUUCUUUGGUAAAUUUCUCUCAUGUAUCAUUGUCCUGGCCGCUUCCACCAAUGUUCUAUUUUCUCUCUCAGCCUUUCCGUUCUAUUCUGGGGUGUAUGGUACUGUGAUUUGGUGUGUUAUUCCACGACUUGUAAACAUUUCCUUCACAUACCUGUUCACAAACUCCAGGCCGUUAUCACUUCUGAAUGUCUUCACCUUGUUUCCAGUGUUAUUCUCAGCCUUAUUUAUAAAAUCCUCAAUUAUAUACUUGAUCUUAUCUUUUGUUUUCACAAAGUACACACUUCUGAAGUUUGAAUAGUCAUCUUUCAGCACAACAAAGUACCUUGACCCACCAACUGACGGUUCCUCCAUUGGACCGCAGGUAUCAGCAAGAAUUAAUUCACAUGUUCUGGUACUCUUGUGUUCGCUUCUAUUAAAUUGCAAUCUGUGUAUUAUCCCAACCAAGCAACUCUCACACGCCGGGUUGGAUGUUUGUUUAACCUCAAUGUUGUUUUUCCGCAAGAUAUCUUUUACGUAGAAGAAGUUUUGAUGCGCCAAUCUUCUGUGCCACUCGUUUAGGUCGUUCGACGCUAAUUUUGCAGUAUUCGCAAUUUCAAAAUUAUUAUUAUAGCGUAAAUCCAAAUAAAACGCAUUUCCAAUUAUUUUCGGAACCGCACAAAUUUUGUUCGACUUCAAAAAUUUGCAUGAGCUGUCAUCUGUCACCAUGAUAUAACCUUUGUCUGUGGCGCGAUUUACCGAAAACAAGUUCGUUUUUAGUUCAGGGAUAUAGCGUAAUGGCACCAGUGGUCAGCCUCAUAACGACUUUUUGAAGUUUGGAAAGCUGGCAUUUUUACAGGAUUGGUCGGAUAAUGAAACGUAGUGCAUGAUUGGAUUAAUUGUUUAUUAUAGUUUUAGAACAACAUAUGUUAAAAACAAUCUUUCUCUUUAUAAAAUAUAUAUUUAAAUUCAAACAAAAAACAGUGGUCAGCCUCUAAAAUCCAAUAAUCAGCCUCGAUGAACCCAGUAUUCAGCCCUUAUUAAUAAGCAUGAGAUCAAAAUGAGCAUUAUUUAUAUCAAAAUCAACGAUAUUAUUAAGUUCUCUCUUAUUAUUUAUAGCUAAAAUAUCAAAACAAAAAAAAAUCUCACCUGCCCGUAAUAUUAUUGUGACCAAACAGUCAUAGUACUUAUUUGUGUUCUUAUUUUUUGGAACUUCAUCAUAAAAACAUCAGUAGACCAGACCAUUUAUGGUCUAUUUAUAUAAAGUAUGUAUGCAUUUUUGUAUAUUAUGUCAAUAUUCCUCUCAGGUUUAAUACACAUAACAUGAAAGAGAUAUAGGUCACUAGUAAAUCUACUAAUAGUACCUACUUUGUAAAAACUAUUCUUACAAUCAAAUAAUUUCAGUCCUAAUCUUCCUAUUUUUAUAUAUCUCAACUCUCUUAUAUAUCAACAAACAUAUAUAUCUCAUACUCAUAUUUAUCUAAUCACCCGAACUGCUACGUUAUGGCUUCCAUGGUGGAAGAGAGUUUCUCUGGGAGAUAUGUUUAUCUUGGCGGAAUUUUGGGCUGAAAAUAUACACAAUUAUUUAUCAAAUUUUUAUUUUCAUAGGUACCUUCUCAAUUAGUGAAAUACAAACUACUUUAAUACAUUUUAUAACUAUUUCAGGUAAAACUAAAAUGUAGUCUACCGACGUUCUUAAAAAUACUACCUAAAUGGGUAUAAUCGAAGACACUGUUAACUGUACAUUUACAAAAGAACAUAAACCUUGUCGCAACGUACUAAAGUCUAUGGGUGGUUAACAGUAUCUUCGUUUGCUAGAUCGGGGUUGAAUACUGGAUUUUAAAAAUAAUUCAAGAAUCCAGUGAUCAGCCCCGGGGGGCCGGCCAUUGGAUAUUUUAUAAAAAAGUAGUACCCAAUGGUCAGCCCCCACAAUAUUUACGUAAAUCAGCGAUAUUUUUAUUCAAAUUUAAUAUAAUUCAAUACAUGAAGUAACAAAUAAAGCCAAAUUGCAUAAAAGACUAUCACAUUUCAUAAUUAAACAUGUGUUUUCUUACCUUUAAAGAGAACACCACGCGAAGUAAAAAAUAUAUCGGACAUGACAAUACUGCGCUUUUCAACCGCCGUCACCUGUAUGAACGAGUAUAUUUCUCCCCCCUGAUCCCCUGCCGCAUCUAUCGUGUGACAUAUUAACCAAUGAGGAAUCAAAGUUUCUAUUAAAGUACACGUUCUUCGUUUAUUCUAAUUGUAGCGAUAUUUAUGACUAAUAAACGACGCAAAGGGCUGUCCACUGGUUCCUGGCUGACCACUGGUGCCUUUACCCUACAGCAUUUUGUCUAUGACUGUGUCAAUCCAUUCGUUUCCGUUUGAUACUUGAACUGCCAUCUGUCCGUAACCAAGCGCAUUUAUCACUGCUCCAUUACCGAUGAUUACCGGUUUUGGCGAAGUAUUUGAGAAUGAUGUAAACAAUGCACGGUCCCGGCACAUGUAUUCACUAGCGCCAGAAUCCACUAGCCACUUGGAUUUUUGUAGUUGAUGCGACAGGUUAGACAUCACAAAUGCGUUACUAUUCGUUUAUUUUCACUUGUUGACGUUCUUUGUUUUCUAAAACGGCACUGGGCUUUAAAAUGUCCAAAUUUCCCACAAAAGAAAAAAGUUAUUAUUCUUGCUCACGUUCCUUUCACUAUUAGUUUUAUUGUUACUUUUACUCUCGGUUUGAUAAUGUCCACUUUUACCAGAUUUGAAACCUUUUGUUGAUCCUUUAUUUUUCACAAAAAAUGCAGAAGCUUUUACUCGCUCUUCUUCAAUCAGUAGUCUGGCCACUAAAUUAUCAAAUGUUUGUUUGUCGUCAGAUGCAGACUCCCAAGCCGAAACGAAAUGUUUAUAUUCGUCUGGUAACGACAUUAAUACUUUCGUGAUUACAAUUUUUUCUGAAAUUGCUUCACCCAUCUAUUUCAAUUGGUUUUGUAGUUCUUGUAUCUUAGAUAAGAAAACGGACAUGUCGAUGCCUCUUUCGAACUUAUAUUGAAAAAAUCUCUGCUGUAUGAUGUGCACACUAGUCUCAGUUUUCUGUUCAUAUACACUAUGAAGUUUUCGCCACAUCUCGGCAGAACUCGUACAUGUAAUAAUAUGCAGCAUUGCCUCUUCCGACAUUCGUGUUACCAGCAACGUUUGCGCUUUGGCAUCUUUAGAUUCCUAGGCAUGUAUCUCAGUGGCCACUUCGGGCUUCACCUGUCUUCCCUCCACAAUGUUUAACCACCCAAGGCCCCUCAAUUGUACUGUUGUUUGGAAUUUCCAGAUAUUCCAAUUUCCGGCCCCUUCUAACUUGAUCAUAUUACCGUUGUUGUUAUUUCCCUCCAUUUUGACCCUGUCCUCCCAACUAAGAACAAGUACUUCUCGACGAUGUUCCGCAGUACCCGAGCCUGAGCACCACGCCGCAAACUGUAGUGAGCUAACCUCACUUUUUCCUUCUCGCCGAUUUUGCUGCUGCCGUAACUAGCGUCAACUUACAUCAAGCUGUUAUGGGACUGGGCCUAUAACCUGAUGUUAUGAAAUUAAAAAAAACAGCACUUUUGUGAUUAGCACACUAGCUUUUAUUUUAGUUUUAAUACAACGUGCAGACAUACAAUUAAUGGAGUAGAACGGUAGUGAAAAAAAAAAACUUAUGCCAACAUUGACAUAUUCCUUCUUUGCAUUGCAGCCAACUUAAAUAUUAUGGAUAAAUAUUGCCAUAUUAAUAACAGUCUUCUAUUUCACAAACUUACGUCGAAAAUAUGACGAUCGUGUUUUCUACGUCUGUUCGGCCCUUUUUUUUUACCUCUACACUGCUUAGUGCGGAGCCGCAGGGUCCCCGUUAGGGAUUCUACCACGGCUCCACCCCCAGCAGCUUCCCGGCCUCGCCGGGGCUCCACGGCAGGGGUCUCCCGCGGUAUUUCGGGAACCCCGUAGACGUGUGCACGUAGGCCCGUGCGUGGGGGCUGGAUACGCGGCCUACUGCCCACCAUACCGCCCCCCAUCCGCUGCGGAAAGCUGUAGCCCCCCCCCCCCCUUUGCAGAUAGAAUCGCAUGGGGAGGGCCGCCGUUCCUGGGAGGGAGGACCAGGAGGGGAAGCGUUCCCGUCCCUCUCCCCCCUCCCGGUCGCCCACGUCUCUCCGCAUCUUCUCCUGGAAGAAGACGGGGGAAGCGCGGGCGACACCAUCCGAGGGGUCCGAGCGGCCAAGGCUACUCGGACAUCCCCCCCUCUGAGGGCACCCGUGCGGGUGCCGAUGCCUCAGAGGUCAUUCUUUCAAGGGCUUCCCCUUUGUUACAGGCGGGUCACAUUUCCCCCUCCCCAUAACGUGGUCAGCCGGUUUGCCACUCUCCGCGCACACGGCGCAGCGGGGCUGGGCAGCGCAUCCCGCCGCCCUAUGCCCCGCUUUCCCACACUUGAAGUAGAGUGUACUCCGGUCUUCGCCAGAUGGGCACCUUGCGGCUACGUGCCCUUUUGCCAUUCACCGGUAACAGUGUGUACGCCGGCUGAGGGCCUUCACCUGAGCCAGGCUCCAGCCCACCCUGAUUUUUCCCCCUUCCACCACUUUUUUGGCGGCCCAUGCAGGACACCUGAAAAGUGUGCCCCCCAUUCCUACCGGUCCCGGGUACACUACCCCCGCCUCCCCUGGCCACCGCCUCCCUUAUCUCACUCAGGGUGAGCGAUUUGUCCAGCCCCGACAGUCGUAGGUCCUCAGUCUUCUCAGGCCUGAGAACCUCGGCGUACUCCUGUACCACCUCUCCCAUACGCUUUGCCAGAGCGUCCGCCUUCACCCUACUGUCCGGGCCUGGGACCACCAGGAGCUUAGACCCCGUCUGGCUGGUUAAGAAUUUUAAUUAUUAAAAAUGUUAAAAUAUAAUUGAUAAAAGUAAUUUCUGUGACUAUAGUUUAUGUAUAUAUUUAUACUCUGAACAGAGAUAUAGGGUUAAUUACCGGCAGUCUUCUUCGUCUGUUGCGAUCUCCGAAUUGAAGUCUCAUGUCGUCAGGCCCGGAAGCGGCGGCGUACUGCUUAUUGAACUUUGAUUCAGACCUAAAGCAAUAGACAAAGAGUUGCUUUUAGAUUGAUAAACACUGUGAAUAUGUCUGAUAAUAACAGAGACAUAGGUAUAAACUUACGAACAUUAUUUCAGCGACUUUUAUUCUCUUUGACAUUUUAUGAACAAGCAGAGAGACUUAUUUGAUCACUGUAUGAACGUAAUUGGUUCUGAAUAUUAAAGUAACCUCAUUUAUACUAAAAUUUUCGUAAUGUAUGUACAGAAAAAAUUGGGUGUGUGAAAUUCACACAUGUGUAAAAAUUAAAUCAGCACAAAUGUGACAAACAAUUCUAUCAAAUAACAAAAAAUAAAGUUUAAUUUAUUUAAAUUUGUUGCAAAUAAAGGGUCUUCAUAUUACAAAGCAAUAUCCGCAUAGCGGCAGCGGUCUGAUAUUAUUACAUACCUAUCUAUGUGGCAUGAUAGACUGGGAUGACAUAAAGAAAAAUAGAAUGUACUGGGUGCUAACUUCUGCAUGCAUAUAGCAAAGUCUAACUUAUCCCAUUACUACAAAACGCGGCUAACCUAUGUUGUCUCUGUUUUAUUUUUAGCAAACAAAUGACUGCAUCAGUUUUAGUCCAGGCAUAAUUUUAGUCUGCGUUGUAGUUAGGCCGUAUAGGUUUGGAAAGUAUGAAAAUAAUAAUAUAAGAGUUACUUUUGCUGAUAAUUACUGUAUAUAUAUAUGCACCUUUAUACUUAUAAAUUACCGAAUAUUAGCGUUCCGUAUCUCAACGGAAAAAACGAACCCUUAUAGAAUCACUUUGUUAUCUGACAAAACACUUUGUCUCGGGAACGCGUAAAGGUAUCGAGUUUAAAAAACUAUAUAAUAGAAAUACUUUGGUGUUCGUCUGUUUAUCAAGAUUCUUUAUCUCAGGAACUUAGAUCUACGAUCUCGUGAAGCUGUGUAAAAACAAACUUCAAAGUAAACGUAGAAAGGUAUUAAUUUGCAACCAUAUACUCAAGUCUAUGGCUCCAUGAAGCUUUAAAAACUAGACAAUAAGUUAAUGUGAAACAAAAAUAAACCGCUUAUGUUGUGUUCCUACUAAUUUGUACGGAACCCUCGAUUGGCGAGUCCAACUUGUCCGAUAUUUAUUAACUUUUAAAGUUUAACUGAAAAAAUAUCUUAAGUAAAUAUUUCUUGUUUAUACAUAUGCUAGUUGUCUUAAGCACCAAACGCUGUUUUUAAUAAUUAAAAUAUAAUAUUUUGUAUCGAACCUAGACUAACAUCAAGGUUAUAACCACUGAACCAACGACAAAAUGCAAGUUUAUCAUUUGUCGUUCACAGAACUUUUCCACGUAGCGUAGAUUUUUUAAUAAACGUCUCGGGUUAUCGCAACGAAAGCGCGACUAAGCAUAAUAUGGUGUUGACAAAGCUCAUUAUUCACAGUACGCUAUAUAAUCGCUGCGUUGUACGAAUUGCUACGUUGUUUAGUGUGCUAUACUGAGCGAAUAAAUCUCAACUAUCAGUGUACAUGAUCCAUUAUAUUUUAGUUAUAGUUUAGUUUUUAAGUUUGUUAACUUAACAUCAACGCGUACUAGUCCAGUCAAUAUAGACACUCCAGUUUGCAUUAAUUCCCAACAAGCUGGAUUUUUGUGCAGGCCUUGAAUACGUCAUUACAAAUGAUAUGUCAAAAGUCCCCAUCGAUCCCGCUUGUGCGUUGUUUUUUAUUCGAGGUCAAAGGUCACAAAUUUUCGUUUUUUGCGUAUAUCUCUGAAACAAUGAGAGCGACCGAAAAAUAGUUCAAACAAAGUUUGUCGAUCGUAAAAUUGUCUACAAAAAAGAUCUCAACACUUUUCUUCUACUAAGCAUCGCUUUCGAGAUAUCGUGACUUUAGACCGCAGAAAAGUCGUAUUUUCGACUAUAUGCACACAUUUCCGCACCACCUCUGAGGUAGUGUACACGGCGCUUCUUUUUUUACGAAUAGGAAUACUCAGUAGGAAUACUCCACAAUAUAUUUUAAUCGAGAGAAUGUUAUGGGACACUAUAUAUUUUAUUAUAUACAUAUAUACUACUUUAUUGAAGAUUUUUUUUUAUUUGAAUUUAACGAAAAUUUUAACAGCAAGAAAAUUACAUCAUCAUUCAUCAUCAAAUUCUUCAUAGUCACUUGUUUCUUCCUCUUCACUGUCUUCUUCCUCUUCUUGCUCGAUUUGUAUAGACUGCUCCAAGAAGAGAGAUAUAUCAGUUAUAUCCUCAUCAAUUUCGAAACGAUUUUCAUCUGUUGCAUUUGAUCCAAUGUUGGUGCAAGAUUGGCCUCGGCAAUUGGUACAUACCAAUGAACAAUACAAUCCAACUUUUCUGCACCCGCAAUUGUUUGUGCAGCCUUUUUUGCAAUUACAAAAAAUUGUAUUGAGUAAUUUUUCUGGAGCAGGUGGCAGUAAAGUCUGGAUUGGGUCCAAACUAUUAUUCAUCAAUUUCCAGCCCCAAUCUUCAGGAUUUAGAUCAUUGCCUAGCCAUACUUGCACUUGGUAGAACACACGAAACAAGUGUUGAUAAGCAGAAGCAGAUGUUGGAGGAAGACAAGAUAACUGCACUCUCUUAUUGUUUCUUGUAUUUUUCACAAAACUCAAAUAUCUAUACUUAAUGAAUUAGGGGCGAACGAUGACUCACUUAAAAUUUCUAUAUUUUUCACGUACUUGUGUGCAUGGGGCUAAUAAAACUAUGUUCUAAUAUUUUUUAUUCAAAUGGUUAACCCGAUGAUGCAUACUGGCCACGUAUGAGUGCAUAUUCGUAUUUUCUAUGUUUAAAAUAGCCCUUUGACCUCGAAUAAAAAACAACGCACAAGCGGGAUCAAUGGGGACUUUUGACAUAUUAUUUGUAAUGACGUAUUCAAGGCCUGCACAAAAAUCCAGCUUGUUGGGAAUUAAUGCAAACUGGAAUCAAAAUUUAAUCUAUUUUGACUGGGUUAUACAGACAGUUUGUCUGAAAAAUAAUCAAUAUAUUAAGUUUGUGUCGUAUGCCUAUAAUCGCGUGUGUAUCAGUGAAAUAAGUACGUGCGUUCCAAGGCAGGUGAGUCUUUAUAUGAAUAUACAGUGUAAAAUUUCUUAUCUAUUAAAUUCAAUAUAAGUGGUCUUAUACUACAUUACUUGUAAGCUCUACAUAAUCUAAAUGUUGUAAAGGAGUCAAGUUUUCAUGCAUUGUCCGAAAUUCAUAACAGAUUAAAUACUUCAUGUUUUAAAACAUGUUUUGUAGGCUCUAUUACGUUUCCCAAUGAAGGGAUACAUUUUUAUUUUGUAGAAAUUUACUUACACUUUUAAAUAUAUGGUAUAAAUGUUCAGCUUCAGUACUUCAUGCAAAAUGUGAUUGGGUCGAGUUCUUCGCAAUGUCCAAGAUACAAUAUCAAAUCUGGGUUGUUUGUACAAGGUCUCCACAAAGUUCGAGACAUACAUUUCAGCUUAGUUUGUAUUUGUAACGAUCCAUCACGCUUUGUAGAUUGGGGGAAAAACACUUAUUAUAACUUAAACAAGUUUGUGAAUAUACUGAGUUCUAUAUAAUGUGUUCAGUACUUCAUGAAAAAAAAUGUGAUUGGGUCGAGUUCUUCGCAAUGCCCAAGAUACAUAUCAAAACUAGGCUGUAUGUAGAGGUCUCCGAAUUGCUCGAGACAAGCAAAUCAGCUUAGUUUGUAUUUGUAACGAUCCAUCACACUUUGUAGAUUGGGGGAAAAACACAUAUUAUAACUUAAACAAGUUUGUGAGUAUACUGAGUUCUACAUAAUUGAAAUAUUGUAAUGGAGUCAGGUUCUCAGCAAUGUCCGAGAUACAUUUCAGCUUUAACUACUUGAAGUCUUAAAAUCUGUUUGAAGGGCUCCUUUCUUUUCCCCGGCAAAGGGAAGCAUUUGAUUUUGUUGUUACUCAUCGGUUGUACGCUUUACGCACUUCCUAGGGCUGAACACCAUCAACAAAUCGAAAAAAUUAAAUGGGAAUUCUAGCUCACAAAUUGCGUCCAGCGAGUUUGGCGAGCGUUAAGGAUGCAAUUUUGUGAGCUAGACUUCCCAAUUUAUUUAUUACUAAUUAUCCCUAACAGUGCGGAUCAGUAGGGACAUAUGGAAUAGGAAGUUUCAUAUAUCUCAGCUGGUAGCGAUAAAUGGAAAGAAAUCUCCAAGUGUCCCUACUAGAGGAGAUAUGUUAGUAGGGAUAUAUGGAACAGCGGGGCAAGAAGAAGGGGAGUAAAAGUAUGAAGUUUUAUUUAAAUUUAAUGUAGUCCUAUGCAAUUUUACUGAAUUUAAUUAUAUUUUUCGGAUUAAUUAAUUCCUCAUUAAUAAACAUUUAAAGAUUUCUGAGCAUAAUUUUAACAUCGGCAUCAUGAGUUAACCAACUCUUUUACUUCCUAAAAUACUAAGAAUUUAGUAAAUUUCUUGCGAAAGUCUGAUUUGGACGAAAGCAAAAGAGGAUUAUUAAUAAAGAAAAAUUACGGAAUCAAUUUCUCUGUUAUUUGAUAAUAUUCCAUCUGAAGUCGGUGCUAAGCCUAUGAAUAAACGUUUAUCUUCCGUCUGUGUAUGAUUGCUG